AUGGUCCCCAACAUACGCCAGGUCAUUCCGGGGGCCGCUAUCAGCAUCGUUCUCAAGGCGGAUCAGCCCACAGGUCGCGAGGUGCAAGGCAUCGUGAAAGACGUACUCACACGUGGUGACCACCACCGCGGUAUCAAGGUCCGCUUGGCGGACGGGCGCAUCGGCCGGGUGCAACGGAUGGAUUCCGGUGCUGCUGGGUCCAGGGAAGGCACGAGUGGCGCUUCGGCGCCCGGUGCCGGCGAUAGCAACCAGCCGCCGCCAGCCUUUGACGCGCUGCCUCCUCCGCGGCACUCGGGCCGGCGUCCACGGUACCGUGAUAUUCGCUCCGAUGAGCCGCUCGAGGCUCCCCAGGAGCAGAUCGACCUGGGUGCCUACAUUGUGGCGCCGAAGCGGAAGGGCAAAGGUCGCAAGUCACGGCCGCUCGACGAGGACGUGCCUGAUGAUCAGCCAAGUGCUCCCGCAACCGGGAGUGGUGGGAUUGCUGAUGUUUCGUCGGCGACUGCGACUUGUCCAGUUUGCGGUACUUUCGAGGGCGACGAAGCCGCUGUUGCACACCAUGUUGCUGAGCACUUUGAGUGA
Neoarthrinium moseri is the source of this 579-nucleotide messenger RNA. RefSeq lists its product as uncharacterized. The transcript has a single exon. Bases 1 to 579 code for a protein of 192 amino acids. The record is from RefSeq and is a predicted model, not a curated record. Lineage: Eukaryota; Fungi; Ascomycota; Sordariomycetes; Amphisphaeriales; Apiosporaceae.